UUAUGCAGAAGGUCAGCUACGGAACAAAUAUGAAUCUUCAGUUCAGUCAAGAACUUUACCAAAACCUACCCCAAAAUACUGUCAACCUGUUGUGGUGACAUCAAGUGAUGAUGCUGUGGAAGAUAAUGCUGCUAUGGUUUGUAACUAUACAUCAGAUACAAUGUCAUCUAAGAGAAGUGGUAGACAAGGAGACCUGAAACAUUAUGAAGAAAUACCAGGAGUAUCAGAUCAAAAUAUUUAUAAAAACAAUGAUACAGCUACAUCAAAAGAUUCUAGUGAAGAAACACCAGUGAAACACGUAUAAUUAAACUGCUACUGAAGUGACAUAACUAUUUUUCUCAAUAUAAAUAUACAAUAUCACUAUACAAUACACAAACAACAUUAACAUACACUUUGUUUAUUAAUUCCGCUAUAUCCGUAUAUUCUGCAGAAACAUGUCUAUAAAUGAGCCACAAUGUUAAUUUAAUUACUAAAGAUUACAUUGUAUUGAUCAAUAAAUUAUUAUUAAAUAUAUUCAAUUUGGAACAUUUCAAAUAUAUUGUAUAUGUUCACCAUUAACAUUCCAAUUACUUGAAAAAUUUACUCCAUAUUGUAUAGAUAAUGCCAGGAAUAGAGAUCUGAAAAUAAUUUCUCAUGACUAAAAAAAAAACAUUUUAGUGAAAAUUACAGCAGUAUUUUCUGAGAUUUAAGAAGAAAUGUAUUUAAAAUCUUAUCUAGCUAUCAAUAUUACCAAUAUUAAGGGAUGAAUGUCACACCUUCUCCCAACAAAUCAAUAGUAAAGGAGCAACAUCAUUGGUCUUCUGUUUAGGUCAUUCAACCAAUCAGAUUCUCUCUAAAACAUGGAAAGAAACCACUAAGAAAGCUAAGCAUUCACAUUACUGGUGUUACUAAACUAAACAGUUAUGUUUAAAUGUAGAAUAUUCUAGCUAUAUAAAUACAUAUCUAUAUAUAUAUAUAAUGUCGUUAGUAACAUUAGACAAACUUCAUCUUUAAGGACAAAUACAUACAAACAUAGUAGUGCAGUAACAACACAUGCAACCCUAUCCUAGCAGCAGGCUAUCUGCCUGACGUGCUACACUACUCCAUCACCAUACAGCCAUUGUCACACCAUUGCAGCAGCAAUUACAAUGGAUCUUUCUACAACAAUACAUCUUUCUAUUCUCACUGAAUAACCAAUGAUAUAAUUAUUGAAGAGGUUCAAUGCACCACAUAGCUACACACACUUAACCAAGACCAACUUAAAACAAUAUGUUCCUGUCAUUGUCUAUUAUAUUAUCAAUGGUCCACUGCAUCCUGACCAUAGACCUUACCUACCAUGUGGAAGAAGAGAGAAGUCCAGGAACAUAUGUAGCAGACAUUGCUGCUGAUUCUAAACUUUUAGACAAUGUUAAACCAUCUGACCAACAAUUGAUAACAUUCAGUCAAUUCAAACGAAAGGUGGCACAGUUAUUUAAUAUCACCAAAACAGGUAAACUGUACACUGCUCAGACACUGGAUGCAGAAGAUCUCUGUACAUUCAACAAAGAAUGUUCUAGAACUAUGAAAGUUGUUGUCAAUAAAGGAACAAGUGUUUCGAAAAUAUUAAAAAUCAAAAUAGUAAUAGAAGACAUCAAUGACCAUCACCCUGAGUUUCCCAAAAAACAAAUUUCAUUAAAGUUCUCAGAAACAGAUGGAAAAGGCACAAAACGAUCACUACCAAAUGCCAUGGACAAAGAUGUAGGAUUUGAAAACUCAUUAAUACAAUAUAAAUUAAAAUCAAAGAAUGGAGAACCAUUCUCUCUGUCAGUGUCUAAAAGAGCUGAUGGUAUUUCUUCUCUUAAAAUAGUUUUGAAAGAAUCAUUGGACAGAGAAAUCAAAGACACAUAUUUAUUACAAGUCAUAGCUAAGGAUGGAGGUUCACCAGCAAAACAAGGUGUUUUAAAUAUAAAUAUUUCUAUAGCAGAUGACAAUGACAACCCACCUGUAUUUUCUAAACCUCUCUAUAAUAUAUCCAUACAAAGUACACAUCACAAAUCUAAACCCAUCAUUGUUUUGUCUGUAACAGAUGCUGAUGCUGGUGAAAAUGGUAAAAUUACUUUCCAUUUCAGUCCCAAGACAUCAGAUCUAGCUAAAAGCUAUUUUCUAUUGAAUGAAACCAGUGGAAGCAUUUUAUUAAGGGAAUAUUCAAAUUUAGGGAAAAAGAAAACUUAUGAAUUGUUUAUAGAGGCCAGAGAUGGGGGCAACCCUCCCCUCAGUUCCAUAGCAACAGUCCUCGUAAAUGUUAUCAACCAACACAACAAUCCUCCAUCUAUUGAUAUUGAUUAUGUUUCUGCAAUCAAUGACAACACAGCUACCAUUUCUGAAGACAUCAAAGUUGGUAGUUUCAUUGCUUAUGUGAUGGUCACCGACAACGAUGUGGGACAAAAUGGAGAGGUCAGCUGUGAUAUCAAACAUGAUACAUUCAAACUACAGUCAAUGGGAUCUAAAGAAUAUAAAAUCGUUCUAAACAAACCA
Octopus bimaculoides (California two-spot octopus) is the source of this 2493-nucleotide messenger RNA. RefSeq names its product protocadherin Fat 4. Gene Ontology annotation, biological process: homophilic cell-cell adhesion. Gene Ontology annotation, molecular function: calcium ion binding. Gene Ontology annotation, cellular component: plasma membrane. NCBI's taxonomy places the organism in Eukaryota, Metazoa, Mollusca, Cephalopoda, Octopoda, Octopodidae. The record is from RefSeq and is a predicted model, not a curated record.